GAUGAGACUUUGCCCCCGCCCCUCGCCCGGUGCCGGCGCGGAAGCUCCGCGCUCGUGUCCUGCGCCGCCAUGGCUGCCCCGGGGCCGGCACGGCUCUUGCGAGCCGCCGCCGCUUCCUCCCGCCGCUGGCUCUUCUCCGCCUCGCCGGCAGCCGGGACGAGACCGGGCUGCGGCAGCGCUGCAGCUGCCGUGAGGGCAGCCCGGCUGUUCAGCCUUUCUGCCCGGGCGGCGCUCAGCUCAGAAGAUAAAAUAACUGUUCAUUUCAUAAAUCGUGAUGGUGACAAACUAACAGCCAAAGGAAAACCUGGGGAUUCAUUGCUGGAUGUCGUUGUUGAUAAUAAUCUAGACAUAGAUGGGUUUGGUGCAUGUGAAGGAACGCUGGCCUGUUCAACUUGUCAUCUAAUUUUUGAAGACCACAUAUUUGAGAAACUAGAUGCAAUUACUGAUGAGGAGAUGGACAUGCUGGACCUGGCGUAUGGCCUUACAGAAACAUCACGCUUAGGCUGCCAGAUCUGCUUGAAGAAAUCAAUGGAUGAUAUGACUGUUAGAGUACCAGAAGCUGUUGCUGAUGCUAGACAAUCAGUAGAUAUGAGUAAAAACUCCUAAAGAAAAUAUCUUAGGGGUUUUAAAGAAACUGAAUUAUUUUUAUAACUUAUUUUUAAAUGUGUAAUUAAAUAUGGAAACUUACAUAAUUGUGAGUUAUUUUAUAUGACUAUCAAUAUUAGAUUAAUGCUAUUUUAAUUUUCUUUAUAGAACCUCCUAUAUUUUUACGCUUAAAAUGCAAUAAUACUUCUUAUAAAUGAUGGUUGGAUUAUAAACAUGAGCAAGUGUACUACAGAUUUCAUAUGACAUAAUUCUGCCAAAAGCUUUCAUGAUGUUUGAAAAGUUGAUCACUUCUACAGGAGUUCUGAAAACCCCUGGGCAUUUCUAGGUUUUAGACCUAAGUUAGAGAACAAAAUUUAUAAGACUGUGUGUGGGUCUUUCUAAAGCAUUGUUAUUACAGAUAGUGUCCUCAGAGCUGAUUUGCUUUCUUAGUAAAUAUGAUACUUCCUUACCAGUGUAGGGAUUUUUCCAAACUUUGGAAUCUUAAUGAAAUGUGACAAACUUUGUCUUUCAAAAAUACUGUUAAUACCAUGAAAGCUGGGGGCUGAUACAGAAUGUUGGCAACUGCAGCUUAAUUGCUGCAGUGCAUCUCUGUUGCCCAAAGAGAAGUUAAACCUCAGUUAACUGUAUUUAUGUUUGACUACACUGCAAAUAUGGGGAUAACCAUGCCUUGGAGCUGCCUAAUGGGAGAGCAUGCCCACUGGAGGGAAUAUUAGGCUCUUGCUGUUCUCUUAAGGUAUCUGAGUUGGGGUUGAAGAGGACAAUCUUUGUCAACAUCAGACUUGUUCUGAAGUCUUCAUCUCUUUUCCAGUUUUGAGCUUGUUCAGGAGGCAACCUGACUGAGCUAGGGCAUGCAGCUGGAAGAGAAUCCCAGGUUCUGCACCUUACUCCCAGGAUCGUUUCAGUAAUGGUUGAAGUGCCAUGACACAGUAUAUAUAUUCCAUAAGGAGGCACUAGGGUUCUCAGGAGAGGUAGGGAGACCCCCAUGGUGGGGGCCAUAUGGACUGAUGAUAAAAAGCUUUCAGUUGGAUCUUGGUUUAGUCUUUCCAAAAUCAGACCAAAAUAAAAUAAUCUCUUUAAGACUAUUCUCUCAAGUUUUUGUUGCUGAAAUACUCAAAUGAAAUGGCUGUCACUAAGAAUAUCUUUGUUGCUGUAUAAAGGUUAUUUUAAUAUUUGGGGCUUAUUUUUAUGUAUAGAACCUGUUUAUUUACACUUGAAUGAUCUAAUGCAUUCAUUAAUGCCUUAUUUGAACUGGUGAUGAUGCCAUCUAGAUAUUUUUCAUGAUUAUAUUUAUGGAAAAGGAAAAAAAUAUCUUCCAAUUAAUCCAAUAUUUGGUUUAUUUUUGAGCUUCAUUUAGGAAAAAAAUCAUCCUUCUUUGUUACAAAAAGAAAUAUCUUUUAGAACUUUACUGAAAAUAGAUCUAGUUGAAAUGCCUUGUUUGCCUUUCUCAGUAACUAUUUCUUUGUUUCAUGGUGUUCUCUCUGGGCUUUCCACUAGAACAAGGUAUGCAUAAUGUGGUCUGCUCAGAUAAUUUAAUCGUACAGAGUUUUCAAAAUAAACUUCCUGCCUCAUCUAAUUCAAAAUACAACUUCAGAGUUGCAAUUUCCUGGCAAUUUGAAAGAUGCAGGCAGUUAGGAAGAAAAUGGUUGAAGAUAGCUGCUGUCUUCCUCUGAAGUCCUGUGACUAACCAUAAUUUAGAGGUUAGCCUCCCACAAUCAGGCACUAAGGUAAAUUACUUAUCACUCUGUGUUGCCUUUGUCCCAAGUUCAUUUAUAUACAGUAAUUAUUAUUCUUAUAUCUUGAACUCUCAUUUUUUUACAUUCUUAUAUUGGAAAGAAAUCAGUAUAGCUGUGGGGUCUUAGAGGUAGGUGUUGGUGUUUGUUGGGUUUCUGAAUUUUCUUGGUUUUUUUAUUUUAUGUUUGUUGUUUGGUUGUGGGGGUUUUUUGUUUUGUGGGGGGUUUUUUUUGUGUGUGUGUGUGUGUGUGUGUGUGUGUGGUUUUCUGGUUUUUUGUUUUGUUUUUUUGUUUUUUUACUUAACAGCACCAGGCACUUCUCCUCGAGGGAAUCUUGAAGUGCUUAACACUGUGUUAAACAAACGUGAAACAGUUUUCAUACAAAGUUUUUCUAAGCCAAGGUUGUCUCAUGGUGCAUGUCCUGUGACAGCUUCUUAUUACAAAGACUUUAACUCUCCUAUAGUGUGCCUGUGGAAAGAACUAUUUGGUGCACAGCAAGGCAAAAAAGGACACUUGAAAGUUCAUUUUGAAUUCUAGAGGUAUCCCAUAUUGCAUGCAAAUGUAAAUCUCAGAAGGCAGAGGAACUAACAUGUAAUCCCCAAAAUGCACAGCUCAGAGACACUUGUUUCCUUAUUGUCAAAAUUAUUUGCAAAUAAAUCUUAUUUUAUAGCACUUUCUGA
Calypte anna (Anna's hummingbird) is the source of this 3016-nucleotide messenger RNA. RefSeq names its product ferredoxin 1 (gene FDX1). NCBI's taxonomy places the organism in Eukaryota, Metazoa, Chordata, Aves, Apodiformes, Trochilidae. Gene Ontology annotation, cellular component: mitochondrion. Gene Ontology annotation, molecular function: 2 iron, 2 sulfur cluster binding. The transcript has 4 exons. The record is from RefSeq and is a predicted model, not a curated record. Bases 70 to 606 code for a protein of 178 amino acids. Gene Ontology annotation, biological process: positive regulation of oxidoreductase activity; P450-containing electron transport chain.